Messenger RNA from Penicillium diatomitis, 3288 nucleotides. Its product is annotated as nuclear import receptor PSE1. The record is from RefSeq and is a predicted model, not a curated record. Lineage: Eukaryota; Fungi; Ascomycota; Eurotiomycetes; Eurotiales; Aspergillaceae. Gene Ontology annotation, biological process: protein import into nucleus. Gene Ontology annotation, cellular component: nucleus; cytoplasm. Gene Ontology annotation, molecular function: small GTPase binding; nuclear import signal receptor activity. Bases 1 to 3288 code for a protein of 1095 amino acids. The transcript has 6 exons.
AUGUCUAUGCUGCCCCAAGAGGUCCACACCGCGCUAUCCCAGCUGCUGCGCGCACUGAGUACCCCCGACAAUGCUGUUCGAUCCCAGGCCGAGGAGCAGUUGAACAAUGACUGGGUACAGAAUAAGCCCGACAUUCUGUUGAUGGGACUGGCGGAGCAAAUUGCUGGGGCCGAGGAUACAUUAACCCGUGCUUUCUCCGCUGUGCUUUUCCGAAGAAUUUCUACCAAGACCCGCAAAGACCCUAUCUCUGGCGACGUCAAAGAGGUGUUCCUAAGCCUACCUAACGAACAACGCAUCGCCAUCCGCGAAAAACUGGUGACAUGUCUGACCACCGAAUCGGUCACUGAUGUGCGCAAGAAGGUUGGAGACGCAGUGGCUGAGGUUGCCCGCCAAUACACCGAUAACGGCGAGCAAUGGCCCGAACUCUUAAGUGUUCUCUUCCAGGCUAGCCAGUCCCCCGAGGCUGGUCUUCGAGAGACUGCGUUCCGCAUUUUCACAACUACUCCUGGAAUCAUCGAAAAGCAGCACGAGGAAGCCGUCGUCGCUGUCUUCACCAAGGGCUUUGAGGAUGAGAAUAUUUCCGUGCGGAUUGCUGCUAUGGAUGCAUUUGCCUCGUUGUUCCGAUCCAUCGACAAGAAAUCACAAGCCAAAUUCUUCUCCCUCAUGCCCGCUCUUCUCAACAUCCUCCCCCCUCUCAAGGAAUCAAGCGAGAGUGAAGAGCUCUCCUCAGCCUUUCUAGCUCUUAUUGAGCUUGCCGAAAUCAGCCCCCGGAUGUUCAAGUCUUCAUUCAGCGACCUCGUCAAAUUCAGCAUCAGCGUCAUUGCCGACAAGGAGCUCAGCGACCAAGUCCGCCAGAACGCGCUGGAGUUAAUGGCGACUUUUGCUGAUUACGCACCAAACAUGUGCAAGAAGGAGCCAAACUUCGCGAAAGAGAUGGUUACUCAAUGUCUGAGCUUGAUGACUGACGUGGGUGCUGAUGACGAUGAUGCAGAGGAGUGGAAUGCCUCUGAAGAUCUCGAACCGGAGGAGAGUGACCUCAACCACAUCGCUGGUGAACAGUGCAUGGAUCGCCUGGCUAACAAGCUUGGCGGCCAAGCUAUCCUCCAACCUGCCUUCUCAUGGAUUCCCCGCAUGAUGUCUUCGUCCGCGUGGCGCGAUCGUCACGCUGCUCUGAUGGCAAUCUCUGCCAUCUCGGAAGGUUGCCGCGAGCUGAUGAUUAAUGAGCUUGACCAGGUGCUUGCUCUUGUCGUCCCAGCUCUGCGUGACCCGCAUCCCCGUGUUCGCUAUGCCGGAUGCAACGCCCUUGGUCAAAUGAGCACCGACUUCGCUGGUAUCAUGCAGGAGAAAUACCACGGCAUUGUUCUCAACAAUAUCAUCCCCGUGCUCAGCUCAACAGAACCUCGUGUCCAGUCUCAUGCUGCUGCUGCUCUUGUCAACUUCUGUGAAGAGGCGGAGCGUAGUAUUCUGGAGCCUUAUCUCGGCGACCUCCUGAGCCGCCUUCUGGAACUCCUGCGCAGCCCCAAGCGCUAUCUCCAGGAACAGGCUUUAUCUACCAUUGCCACAAUUGCCGAUUCUGCCGAAACCGCGUUCGGCCAGUAUUACGACACUCUCAUGCCACUGCUCCUUAACGUGCUCAAACAGGAGCAAGGCAAGGAGUACCGCUUGCUUCGUGCCAAGGCUAUGGAGUGUGCGACCUUGAUUGCCUUGGCCGUUGGCAAGGAGAAGAUGGGUGCCGAUGCUUUGAACCUUGUCAAUAUCCUUGGACACAUUCAACAGAAUAUCGUUGACGCUGACGACCCGCAGUCGCAGUAUCUCCUUCACUGUUGGGGCCGCAUGUGUCGUGUCCUUGGCCGUGACUUCGUGCCUUACCUUCCCGGUGUUAUGCCCCCUCUUCUGACAGUAGCGGCUGCGAAGGCUGAUAUUCAGCUGCUUGAUGAUGAGGACCAGAUUGAGGCAGUUGAGCAGGAUGAGGGCUGGGAGUUGGUGCCGCUGAAGGGCAAGGUGAUUGGUAUUAAGACCAGCGCCUUGGAGGAUAAGAACACUGCCAUUGAGCUUAUCACCAUUUAUGCUCAGAUCCUCGAGGAGGCCUUUGAGCCUUACGUCCUUGAGACCAUGGAAAAGAUCGCGAUCCCUGGAUUGGCAUUCUUCUUCCAUGACCCUGUUCGUGUUUCUGCUGCGAAGCUGAUCCCCCAACUCCUGAAUUCGUUCAAGAAGGCUCACGGAGGCACCUCCGCUGGCUUCGCCGAGAUGUGGAACAAGGUUGCCGAGAAGAUCAUUGAAGUGUUGAGCGCUGAGCCCACUGUCGAUACCCUGGCGGAGAUGUAUCAAUGCUUCUAUGAGUCUGUCGAAGUCGUGGGCGCCAACAGUCUUACCCCACAGCACAUGCAGGCGUUCAUCGAAUCCGCCAAGUCCACCCUUGAGGAUUAUCAGAUGCGUGUGAAGCAGCGAUUAGAGGAGCAGGCCGAACUCGAGGAUGGCGAUGAAGAGAAUCUCGACUACGAGUAUGCUAUCGAGGAUGACCAGAAUUUGCUCAGUGACAUGAACAAGGCAUUCCACACCAUUUUCAAAAACCAGGGUACUACAUUCCUGCCUGCUUGGCAACAGUUGAUGCAAUUCUACGACAAUUUCAUCACCAGUCAAGAUCCCACUCAGCGGCAAUGGGCUCUAUGCAUCAUGGAUGAUGUUCUGGAAUUCUGUUCGGCUGAAUCCUGGGCCUACAAGGACCACAUCAUGCAGCCCCUCGCUGCUGGCUUGCAAGAUGAGAAUGCCGCUAAUCGCCAGGCUGCCGCUUACGGUGUGGGUGUUGCUGCACAGAAAGGUGGAGCUGUUUGGGCCGACUUCGUGGGUGCCAGCAUCCCAAGCCUGUUCCAAGUGACUCAGCACCCGCAAAACCGCACUGAAGAGCACGUCUUUGCCACUGAGAAUGCCUCUGCCAGCAUUGCGAAGAUCUUGCACUUCAACUCAUCCAAAGUCCAGAACGCCCAGGAGAUCGUGAACAGCUGGAUUGAUACUUUGCCCAUCAUAAAUGACGAAGAGGCUGCCCCAUAUGCCUACUCUUUCAUCGUCCAGUUGAUUGAGCAACAAAACCCCGCAGUCAUCACGAAAGCUGAUCGUGUCUUUGGCUACAUCGUUCAAGCCCUCGACGCUGGCACUGUGCAGGGCCAAACGGCUGCCCGUGUCGCCCAGGCCGCCAAGCAGCUGGUGACGGCAACCAAUUUGAAUGCCGAAUCCAUCCUUGCUGGUGUGAACCCGGACAACCAGGAGCGCGUCCGCAAGUUCUUCCAGUAG